AUGGACAAAAUUGUAUUGCACCUGAGAAGGACUAGUAUUGUAAUGAAAAAGAGAUUUGAGCUAUUUAAAUACAAUAUAAGUCAUAAAUUUAAUCAUGGAUUCUAUGAUCCUGAGGGAGAUUAAUCGCAAGUAGAUGGAUCAAGGAGAGCAAUGAAUAUUUUCGAUUUCGCAUAAACCAGAGAUUUGAUUUUGUUAGAUCCCUACUCUGACGCUUCUUAGUUUGGAGGAGAAUCAUAAUAAGAAUUCGAAAAAAUUUCAGAGCCAGGAAUUAGCUUUUGUAAAAAUAUUGUAGUACUCAUAAUGAUUUAGACGAUUUAAAUGGCAAAUACUCAAUUCGAUAAUUUCAAUGGAAUUAGAAUUACAAUGAGGCCUCCAAGUCAUCCAGCUAAACUCGGCUUAUAUAUUAAUGUUAGCUUUCGUGAAUAUGAGCAUUACAUUGGGCAUCUGUUGGAUAUUUAAAAUCCUCGGUCAGAUCUAUUUUAAUAGUAUGAGAUACCUUUAAGCUUGCUGACUAAUGCUAAUGUGAGAGAUAAAGUUUUGCAGAAAGAAGUAGAAGAGACUUUUAAUGUUAAAGGUCUAACUUUCACUGCAGAGAGCACUAAUGAGACUCCAUUAGGUCAAGAAAUUUAGAUGGACAUAAAGUAAAUAGAUAUGAUUUACAAUCAUGAAUUUGAAAAAAUGGUAAAAGAGUAAUUCUACAGUAGGCCUGUAUUCUUCAAAUCAUUACCUCCAGGCUAAACAUACGAGUAAGUAUAGGCAAUUGAUAAUGGCCGUGAGAUUAUAAACUAUGGUGAUGAAUGGAGGAGCAGAUAAGCAUAAACUCAACAUCUCAAGAGGAGUAUAAACAAUUUCGCUUUUGAAAAUAAUAGUAUCGGUGGAAUAAAUAUUGGAUAGCCAGCAAAGGAUUAACAAAAGACUCCUUCAAAAUUAAUUAAAGAUAGAUUAAAUAAAUGA
Molecule: messenger RNA, 954 nt
Organism: Stylonychia lemnae
Lineage: Eukaryota; Ciliophora; Spirotrichea; Sporadotrichida; Oxytrichidae
Source: the annotation of a GenBank genome assembly